Molecule: messenger RNA, 3281 nt
Organism: Saccostrea cuccullata (small rock oyster)
Lineage: Eukaryota; Metazoa; Mollusca; Bivalvia; Ostreida; Ostreidae
Product: phosphoenolpyruvate carboxykinase, cytosolic [GTP]-like
Exons: 9
Coding region: 493-2454 (653 amino acids)
Biological process (GO): response to lipid; cellular response to glucose stimulus; gluconeogenesis
Cellular component (GO): cytosol
Molecular function (GO): phosphoenolpyruvate carboxykinase (GTP) activity; manganese ion binding; GTP binding
Source: RefSeq, a predicted model, not a curated record
AGCUUUUGCUACUAUUUUGAAUGAAAGUUUUAGCGUUGUUGCUAGAAAUGUGCGGGAAAAGAAUGUAUGAAAAUGUGUGUAUUUCUGUCCCAGUCGUAAUUUCUCUAGAAAAAGGAUAUAAUCGAUAUUUUCGAAUAGAGAAUGUGUUUGUUCCUGAUGCCACGAAGGCGUUGUCCGGAUUGACCAAUCAGAAUGCAGCAUUAGAAAACGCCUUCAAGCAUGGUGUGACUGUAUAUAAGAAAGUAGUCCCUCUAUAAAGGCUUCGGGUGUUCAACAAAGUGACUUAGUUAGCUUAUCGGUACCCACAGGGAAAGAUUAAUUAUUGCCACUUGCAAAAAUUAUAUUGUAAAUUCGUGAAUUUUGUCAACUGUAGUUGUUAUUCUUACGCAAGGUCAAACUUUGAAAGUGCGCCCGGGGUCAGCUUUGUCAAAUUGCGCCGGAUUAGUUGUGUGAUGGACUUCAUCUGACGGGGAUUAAAAAGAGUUUAAAACAAUGUAUACUUUAACAAAGUUAAUCAGGCAGUGUGGCCAUUUAAAGCCAAGCUUUUCCAGUCGGAUUUCUCAGGAGAUCAAAGGUAACAAUGCCCUCAACCGGCCCUAUCAGAGUAUUGCUUCACAGGUUUUAUACGGACGACUGAAUGACCUCCCAAAGAAAGUACGGCAUUAUGUGGAAGACAACGUCAAAUUGUGCAAGCCGGAUACGAUUCACAUCUGCGAUGGCUCGGAGCGCGAGAAUGAAUUAUUGUUGUACCUUCUGCAGAGGGAUGGCAUGAUCAAACCUCUGCCAAAGAUGGACAACUGCUGGUUGGCCAGGACAGAUCCCAAGGACGUAGCUAGAGUGGAGAGUCGGACCUUCAUUGCUACAGAGGAGAUGAGGGAUACAAUUCCAGUCGUAAAAAACGGAGUGACGGGAACGUUAGGUAACUGGAUGUCUCCAGAAGACAUGGACACAGAACUCAACAUGAGGUUCCCCGGUUGUAUGAAGGGCAGGACAAUGUAUGUGAUUCCAUUCAGCAUGGGUCCGGUUGGCUCAGCACUCUCUAAGAUCGGGAUCGAGCUCACAGACUCGGCGUACGUCGCAGCCAGCAUGAGAAUAAUGACCAGGGUCGGAACCAAGGUGCUAAAAACUCUGGGAAAUGGAGACUUUGUGAAGUGUUUGCAUUCUGUAGGAGUUCCACUACCUCUUAAAGAACCAUUAAACAAUAACUGGCCAUGCAACCCCAAGGAUACCAUCAUUGCACACUUGCCAGAGAGGAAUGAAAUCUGUUCCUUCGGAAGUGGCUAUGGUGGGAACUCACUGCUGGGAAAGAAAUGCUUCGCCCUCAGGAUUGGAUCCAUUCUGGGGAAAAGAGAGGGCUGGUUAGCGGAACACAUGCUGAUCUUGGGUAUUGAAAAUUCCAAAGGGGUGAAGAAAUACUUUGUAGCUGCUUUUCCAAGUGCUUGUGGAAAGACCAACUUGGCAAUGAUGAAAUCCGCUCUUCCUGAUUAUAAGGUCACCUGUGUUGGAGACGAUAUUGCAUGGAUGAGAUUUGAUAAAGACGGAAAACUCAGGGCAAUUAAUCCAGAGGCUGGAUUCUUUGGUGUGGCACCUGGCACAUCAAUGAAAACGAAUCCCAUGGCUAUGGAAACCAUUUCUAGAAACACCAUAUUUACCAAUGUGGCGGAGACAUCUGAUGGGGGCGUUUUCUGGGAAGGAUUGGAGGGGGAGGUCCCCAGAACCACCAAAAUCAAGUCCUGGCUGGGGGUGGAAGACUGGCACCCGGAGCAGGGAAAACAGGCGGCCCACCCCAACUCCAGAUUUUGUACACCAGCUGCUCAGUGUCCCAUCAUGGAUGAGAAGUGGCAGGACCCAGAGGGUGUCCCUAUUGAGGCCAUCAUCUUUGGGGGACGCAGACCCGAAGGUAUUCCUCUGGUGUACGAGGCCUUUAACUGGCAGCAUGGUGUAUAUAUGGGAGCCUCUAUGAGGUCUGAAGCAACAGCAGCAGCAGAGCAUAAAGGGAAAGUGAUAAUGCACGACCCUUUUGCAAUGCGUCCAUUCUUUGGCUAUAACUUUGGGCAUUACCUCAAACACUGGUUAAGUUUCCAAGACAAAGAAACCAAUAAAUUGCCAAAAAUCUACCAUGUCAACUGGUUCAGGAAGGAUAAGAAUGGUCGUUUCAUGUGGCCUGGAUUUGGAGAGAACGCGCGUGUCUUAGACUGGAUCUUCAGACGGGUCGAUGGUGAAGAUUGUGCCGUGCCCUCCGCCAUCGGAAAUCUUCCCAAGAAAGGAUCUCUGAAUCUGGAGGGACUUCAGGAUAACGUUGACAUGGACGCUCUGUUCAGUAUUCCUAAAGACUAUUGGCAGCAGGAAGUCAGAGACAUUGCCAAGUACUUUGAUGAGCAAGUUCAUGAGGAUCUGCCACCAGAGAUAAUGAAAGAACUGAGAGGACUCGAAGCCCGAGUGAAUGCCCUGUAAACUGACAGUCACUUCCGUUACACUGAAAAGUAGACUGUUCAGCUUCAGGGAAAAUUUAUUUGUUGCCAUAUUUUUAGAUAACAUUAUGUGAUUUAUGCAUUUAUUUACUUACUAUGUAAGGAGAUACAGAUUAUUGAGUUCAUUUUUGUAGAUAUGAUAAUUUUUACUGGUAUUUCAGAGGGGGUUUUCAUUGUCCUAUUGAUUCAUGUGAUCUCUUUAAUAUUUUAUAAUUAUGUAUUGUCAUAAUGAAAUGUUCAAUUCAUCAUGUAUUAAUGAAAUAUGUAUGUUUUAUUUUAACUUUUUUUAUGUUUUAGCAGUAAAAAAUAACUUAAACUGUGCAAUGGAGAUUAAAUUUGUUUGAUAAUUUUCUCUGAAACAUCCAUUUCUUUAUCUCGAGCUGCUAUGAUCUCAACUUUUAUUUUUAACUUGAUGUCAUUAUCUCUUGUAUUGCAUGUGUAAAGUCAGUUAAACAAAUCACUUGUUCCAGUCAACCAUUCCCUUACUGUUUCAUAUUCAUUCAUAGGAGUUCACAUAACCAAAGACUGUAAAAACCAUUUAGUGGCAAUAUACAUGUAUUGGUAUGCACAUAAGAAACGUGACUGUGAUAAUUUUCUUUCAUUUGAUUGUGUUAUAUAUGGGACUAGAAAUUCACACAAGAUGUGCUGGGAUUUAAUAAUGUUCACUGCCGGUGGCAUAAUGUAAAAUAUGGAUUUUCUUGUCAAACAGCUGAUUUAAUUGUUUUAACAAUGCAUGUAUUUUAAAUUGGGGCAGAAUUGCCCAAGAGAGGGAACUUAAAUUGAAAGAAAUACAAAUUUUAUUUAAAAGGA